AUGAAGAAGAACGAACAAGGCAAAACAAGUUGGAUAUGCAACAGAUAUUUCCAUCCAAAUUCCAGAGAGGGCAGAUGCAAAGUCAAGAUCACGACUAGCGGGAAAGUAGCCAUGGUCAGUGGAACACAUAACCACUUCCCGGUGCUUAGGGCCAGGACGAACAUGAGAUCUCAAAACGUUAGGAUUAUCUACGAGUCUUAA
Messenger RNA from Acanthoscelides obtectus, 201 nucleotides. NCBI's taxonomy places the organism in Eukaryota, Metazoa, Arthropoda, Insecta, Coleoptera, Chrysomelidae. The record is from the annotation of a GenBank genome assembly.